Molecule: messenger RNA, 2637 nt
Organism: Stegodyphus dumicola
Lineage: Eukaryota; Metazoa; Arthropoda; Arachnida; Araneae; Eresidae
Source: RefSeq, a predicted model, not a curated record
GGGAUCAUCGAUGAGAAGCGUUCGUGAAGAAUCAACUACUACAAAGACUAGUUCCGGAAGUGCCUGGGAAAGAGUGUGAAGUAAAAUUCUCCCUCGGGUGUAAAGACAAGACACAAGAAGUCCAGACAAGAGUGAAGUGUUGUGAAUUCGCGUUUGGUGUUUACCACCCUCUGUGCAGUGAAAGUGCUUUUGGUGUUUAGUGAAAGAAGAAUCGCCCAGUCGACUAUUGUUCAAUUGGUUUCCUUCUUCGGUCAUUGAAUCGCGUGUGCAAAUAGAAAAGAAAGGAAAGAAGAGCUGUUAUUUUUUUUGUCUGCAAUGGGUAAGUUGAUAUGGCAUUAUCUUUUUAAAGAGGCAUUUUAAUGGAGUUUGUCUUUUGUGUAUCGAAAUUAUAUGUUUAAAUGGUUACUCGUAAAUGUUUUGUUUUUGAUGAGUAGAGAAUUUUAUAAUAGUAUUUUCAACCUUUAGAAAGCACGCAUCAGUUGUAAAUUGAGUCAAUAAGUAUUGCUCUUUGUGACUAAUAUUCUUUUGCCAAUAAGUAUUUAGCAAAUUUUUUUUAUAUACUGCAUUAAGUAUGGUUAUGUGUUAAGCUGCAACAGAUUAUUUAAGAAAUGCUUAAUUUACUUUAAUUUUUUUUCCUAUGUUGCUAAUGGUACGUAUUUUAUGUCAUACAUACCAUAAAUUGCAUUGCUAUGUUGUUUUACUGUAGUAUUUCUGGAUAGUGUGAAACUUUCAGAGUAGACAAACUGGUACCUUUAGUUUUAUUUUAUUGUAUCAUUUUAAAAUUUUGUCACUGGCAAAAUGUCAUAUCUUGGCAAGGGUAGAAAGCAAGACCUCAUAAAUCUGUCUGUAGAAUUAGGUCUAGAAGUUCCCCCAAAUGCAAAAAUACAAGAUCUUAAAAACCUCAUUGUACAGAGCCCUCAGUAUGACGAAAAAUUCGUCGAGGCAACACUAGAGUCGAUUAUCGAAGCGCGAAUCGAACAACAUAGACUCGAAGAAGCCGAAGAGCGUAAACUUGAAAGGGAAAGGGAGAGAGAAUUUGAAUUAGAACGUCUAAGGUUGACAAACGCCAAUAAUGGCAGAGAAAAUUCUCAAAAUAAUAUUCCGAGAUCUAUGAGAGAUUUGCAAAAUUUAAUGCAGAGAUAUAAUCCCGAAUCAUCGGAUAUUUCGCUUUACUUAGCGAUGUUUGAGCGUCAGGCUCGCAAAGCGAAGGUAGAGGAAGGAGACUGGGUGUCACAUUUGAUGGCUCUAUUGCCAAUGGACAUUGUUUCUAUUAUUCUACGAGAGCCGGAACAGGAGCUAGAUAAUUACUCCUACGUAAAGAAAAUUCUUUUGCAGCGGUUUAAGUUGAACCCAGAGGCGUUCCGCGUCAAAUUUGUUCAACACCAGCGUCGUGCGGGUAGUUUAUAUAAAGACUUUGCUUUUGAGUUAAAAAACUAUCUAGAUGAAUGGUUAAACGGAGUAGACGUACGAGAUUUCGAUGCGCUAAAAGACUUAAUGUUGACGGAUCAAAGUAAACGUCGAGUAAACAGCGAAAUUCGCGAACACUUCGUGGAUGAGUGGCCGAGUAUAAUAUCUUCUGCCGAACUAGUGAAGAAAUUAGAUGAAUAUAAAGCAGUACGAAAGAAAAAAGGAGAAUUUUCAGAUCGAGUACGUCGCCAUGAUAAUGUUUCAAAAGAAAAAACUGCGGAGAAAUGGAAGUCAGGUGUUUUCGAAAAACGGAGAAUACCUAGAUGUUAUGAAUGUAAUUCAGAUAGUCAUCUCCGACCUCAGUGUCCUCGGUUAAAAAGACAAAAGGCCGCUGAAGCUGUAAACAAACUAGGCACUUCAGAAUCUCCAGAUACAUGGCUAGCUCCCUAUAUGAGUAUAGCGAGAGUAAAUAAUCGAGAAAUGCCUGUACUCCGAGAUACUGGCUCCACUAUCGAUCUGAUCGGAUGGGACCAAGUAACACAUCAGAUGCUUCUAGGAGAGACAGUGUGGGUUAAGCAGCCGCUAGAUUUACAUCCCUGGUGUUUACCCUUGGCUCGAAUUGAAUUAGAGGGAGAGGACUUUGGGAAAGUCAUUACUAAAGCCGCAGUGAUUAGCUCCGACCUGAAUCAAGAAUAUUAUCUGCUGGGAAAUCGAACAGCCCGAUUGAUAGAACAGAAUAAAAUGCAGCCCCAUAAAAUCAAUGCUGUUAUGACUCGCAGUCAAACGAAAGCUUGCAGCAGGAAAGAAAAUUCCCCUAGCCAAGGUCCAGAGAACAAAGAAGUUGAGCGCCCCGCGGGGCGAAUGAAUGACGAGGAGGAGGGUGAAAUUUUCCCCGUCCAGUCAGCUAACGUCCGAGGCAAAGAAAGGGUGAAGUGUCCUCACCGUUCGGAGAACAGGUCAAGAAAUGGACAAAUCAAGAUAACAAAAGCGGUCAUUAACCCACGAAGUGCAUGGACUUCUUUAGAUUUACGAAGAAAGCGAAACAUUUCUAAGAAAAAAACGCUGGUCCGUCAGGACGAAUUUUUGUCUGGAAUCCCGGAAGAAAGAACUCGGAAAGAAAGAAGUGCAGGAAGACCCCCGGAGCGUUUCCAUUCACGAUGUGCUGUUCGGAAAUCUGAAACUGAACAUCGAAAUCGAACAGAUCACUGGCAAAGUAGUUUUUCAAGAUAG